CCCCACACGUGCUCACACGUGGUCGCGCUGCCGUGAGUGCACCGACAGUUCUUACUACACGAAGGGAGGGAGCAGGUAGCAGAACGUAAGCGCGUAUGUAUAGAUAACGGUGCCUUCCUCGCGAGCAACAGAAGCGGUUGCGUGAUCCAGCCGAAGCCUGGAUCACCUAGAUCAGUCUCUGCUCGUCGUCGACCGGCAACUGCACGCCUUUCCGAUUCUCUUCGCGUCCGACUCGUCUGCGGCCUUGGCCAUGGACAGAAUGCGGCUGACGUAUAUGUCGGCCGUUGCUGUUGGUGCCGGGACGGUGGUCGUCUUCAUUUGGUGGUGGUGGAAGACCAAGAGCCAAAAGGAUAGGCCACCUACGCAAUGGAGGAAAGUCGGCGAACUCAGCGAUCUGAUCGCGUUUCCGAUUAAAUCGCUAGGACCUGUGCGAUUGAACACUAUGGAGUGCACGAAACUGGGUCUGAAGUCUGGUUGGAUGAGGGAUAGAACCUUGAUGGUCAUCGACCUGAAUGGACACUUCGUCACUGCCAGGCAGUGGCCGAGAAUGGUCCUGGUGUCACCAAGCGUGUCUGGGUCAGUCUUGACGCUCUCAGCACCUGGGAUGAUGUCGAUGUCCAUCGACUUGUCGCGGAUUCAAGGCAAGAGCUUCCGGGUGGCCGUUUGGGGACAACCUGUCGCAGCUUGCGACUGCGGCGAAGAAGCAGCCAGGUGGCUAUCGAGAUUCCUUCUUCUGGAAGACACAGGUUUCAGACUGGUUUACUAUCCCUUGUCUGAGCCGAAACGGAGUCUUCGAGAAAAGUCCAAGAAGUUUGGCUUUACUUCUGACGAUCCUGGAGCUUAUCCAGACGAAUCGAGCUACUGUCUUAUGAACGAGGCAUCAGUGGCAGACUUGAACACCCGAUUGGAAGAACCGGUGAAUCCAGACCAGUUUCGUCCUAAUUUCGUCGUGAAAGGAGCGUUACCUUACGAAGAGGAUGGCUGGCGCUGGAUAAAGAUAGGCAACGUGGUCUUCAAGAACCUGAUGCCAUGCACCAGGUGUAUACUGACCACCGUCAGUCCAGAAACCGGGACGAAGUGUCCUAACGUGGAGCCACUGAAAACCCUAAAAUCUUACAGGCAGGCAGUGGACCCCGAACUUCGUCGUCUCUUCGGCGAGAGUCCAAUAAUGGGAUUUCACUUAGGCAUAAGAGGUCGACCCGGCAGCGUGCGAUUAGGCGAUUCAGUGUACGUCGGUGUUCCUGAGGAACAGCCACCGUUGAUCUCGCCACCCUAGCUACAUCGAUGGGCUUCCUGCGAAGACGAACAUAUCGUCUUCAAGGAAGUCCGAGGAUUGUCGAGCAAAGACUCUUCAUCCGCGAACACCGCCACCAAGGACAAUACGUAACGAAAAGCCUAAUCGAAGUAAUGUGUCUCAAUUUCGUUGGCCUAACGGUAAAUAUGAUGACCCUUACACGAAUUGAAUACAGUCGUUAAAGUGAUUAGAGUUAAGCAGCCAAACCGCGUUGGAACGAUUCGUUGUUCCAAUCAGAGAGCAAUUGAUAGAAUUAAGUUGUCUAAACUAUAGUUGUCCACGGCGACUUGAAACCUGACAGACGCUUGAUAAUCGUAUGAAUCCCAUCGACAAUACUACCAAUCGCGUUUGGGUUUCGAAGAAAUGUUGAUCCGAAGAGUAAUUUACCGCGGGAAUCAUUGCUCGAGCGUAUUUUUGCUAAAUAGCGGUCAUAGAUCUUAAAAUCGACGUUGUUGAUGCAGAAACCUUUGUCGACUAUUUAUAUUUGUAUCGAUUAAUAAACAAUUAAGAGAGGAAGA
Megalopta genalis is the source of this 1812-nucleotide messenger RNA. Its product is annotated as Mitochondrial amidoxime reducing component. Lineage: Eukaryota; Metazoa; Arthropoda; Insecta; Hymenoptera; Halictidae. The record is from RefSeq and is a predicted model, not a curated record. Gene Ontology annotation, molecular function: pyridoxal phosphate binding; molybdenum ion binding; catalytic activity.